CUCACAACCUCUUCAGCCUCAUUCCGCCCGGCGCCCACUGCAACGCUUCUUUGUUUCUACGCCUCCAUCUAGAUUAGAUCUGCAUCUACACCUUCGCGCCGCGCAUCACCCCCCGCGUCACCGCCCGUCUGCCCGUCGCGUUUCCAUUCUCUCGCUGCGACACGUCUUCCGGUCCCGACAUCGUUCAAUCCGCACAAAUCGCAUCCUCUUCACGUGGCCGUCCGUUGCUCAAAAAAACAUGCCUACUCACCCGCGCACCUCUCGCCCCAAGCCGCCGCCGCCCGGCAACGAAGAGGCCUCGGCCAACCUCAAUCUCGGCGAGUUCCAGAACGUCGACACCUUGACCCUCUCCGAAGCCUCCCUCGUCCUCAACGCCCUCGUCGCCAAGCGUCGAAACGACCGCAAGAAUGUGAACGAGACCGAAAUGCUGAACCAGACGCUUAACUACCUGGACCAUUUCGCCCGAUUCACUCAGAAGGAGAACGUCGAGGCCGUCGAACGCCUGCUCAGUGCGCAUAAGGACCUGGCCAAGUUUGAGCGUGCACAACUCGGUUCUCUAUGCUGCGAGAAUGCCGACGAGGCUAAGACGCUGAUCCCGUCGCUGGCCGACAAGAUCAAGGACGAGGACCUCCAGGACCUGCUCGAUGAGAUUUCCAAGCUGCAAAACCGGUAAUCCAGUCGCAAUUCACAACCGGAAACGGAAACAACGAAAACACCACUUGAUAUUCCACAGCGUGUUGAAUUAUUUACUUAAGGGGAUAAAGACUUUAAAAAGGAUGGGAUAAGACGGUUCCACGCCCCUCGGGCCAACUUUUUGCAUUUCAGGCGUAUGGCAGGUAGGGCUCUACAGACACAGACACAACCACAACACAAACACGCGAGUACGUGAGAGAACAAUCACCCCGUACUUGGAAAGAAAGGCAAUCUCCUGUACUAUUGAUCUCAUGACGAAAGACGAAAUGAAAUUGUUAGUUUCUUAUAUAGGUCGAGACCCUUUUUGCCGGCGGACUAGAUCCGUGCCAUUGCCACAUCGAAGCCUCUUCCAACUUCAAACCGUUUCCAUGAUAUCAAGCCGGGCCGUACACUUAAACAGGGUAUUAAUCUAUGCGCAGCUCCAGAAAAUGCUCAUCAAAAUCAAACCCCCUUGGUAUCGAA
This is a messenger RNA of Ilyonectria robusta, 1155 nucleotides long. RefSeq names its product HRDC-like protein. Gene Ontology annotation, molecular function: translation initiation factor binding; nucleotide binding. Gene Ontology annotation, cellular component: RNA polymerase II, core complex; P-body. The transcript has 3 exons. The record is from RefSeq and is a predicted model, not a curated record. Lineage: Eukaryota; Fungi; Ascomycota; Sordariomycetes; Hypocreales; Nectriaceae. Gene Ontology annotation, biological process: transcription initiation at RNA polymerase II promoter; mRNA export from nucleus in response to heat stress; nuclear-transcribed mRNA catabolic process, deadenylation-dependent decay. Bases 239 to 673 code for a protein of 144 amino acids.